This is a messenger RNA of Triplophysa dalaica, 4543 nucleotides long. It is a transcript of the gene abhd17ab, whose product is annotated as abhydrolase domain containing 17A, depalmitoylase b. Gene Ontology annotation, cellular component: plasma membrane; endosome membrane. Gene Ontology annotation, molecular function: palmitoyl-(protein) hydrolase activity. The transcript is spliced from 5 exons. Bases 296 to 1261 code for a protein of 321 amino acids. The record is from RefSeq and is a predicted model, not a curated record. Gene Ontology annotation, biological process: protein depalmitoylation. Lineage: Eukaryota; Metazoa; Chordata; Actinopteri; Cypriniformes; Nemacheilidae.
GGAAAAAACACACAACUCUAUUAGCGCACACCAGCAGAUAAUACAUGUCAGGACGGUAGCCGGGAGUCGACUCGUCGCGGAGACGGAUAACCUAAUAUUGAGUUUGAUUUCUGUCGCUACAUUUUAUCCUCGGAUGAGAAAUGUCUCCAGCGGAGCACAGACGUUUAUUUAUUGUUUGAGUCGUAGCUAGCGGGCUAACUCCCCUUUCCCCCCUAACUACGAGCUAGCUACUUAGGUGUGAAAACAUAUAAAAUCCGGCUUUGGCAGGCUGUGGUCAAGAGAACGAAACUUGACAAUGAAUGGCCUUUCUGUGAGUGAGCUGUGCUGCCUGUUCUGUUGCCCCCCCUGCCCCAGCCGCAUUGCCGCCAAGCUCGCCUUCCUGCCCCCUGAACCCACCUAUGCCCUCCUGCCCGACCUGGAGGCCGGGCCUGUACCGGCCGGACCCACAGGGACGUCGAGCCUUCGCUCCAGGGGAGGAGCUGGGAGUUCUGUUGGAGGAGGGAAUGCCACAGGGGAGGGGCGCUGGAAGCUCCACCUCACAGAGCGGGCGGAAUUCCAGUAUUCCCAACGGGAACUGGAUGCCACUGAAGUGUUCUUGACUCGCUCAAGUCGGGGGAACAGAGUUGGAUGCAUGUACAUUCGCUGUGCCCCUUCGGCGAGAUUUACUGUGCUGUUCUCCCAUGGUAACGCUGUGGAUCUAGGCCAGAUGAGCAGUUUCUAUAUCGGCCUGGGUACUCGCAUCAACUGUAACAUAUUCUCCUAUGAUUACUCCGGCUACGGGGUCAGCACGGGAAAACCGUCAGAAAAGAAUCUGUACGCAGACAUAGACGCAGCGUGGCAGGCUCUACGGUCGCGAUAUGGCAUCAGCCCAGAGAAUAUAAUUCUGUAUGGACAAAGCAUUGGCACAGUGCCCACGGUGGACCUGGCAUCUCGAUACGAGUGUGCGGCUGUGAUUCUUCACUCCCCUCUCACCUCUGGAAUGAGGGUGGCCUUCCCUGACACUAAGAAGACUUAUUGUUUUGAUGCAUUUCCAAACAUUGAGAAAGUGUCUAAAAUCACAUCUCCAGUGUUGAUCAUCCAUGGGACUGAGGACGAGGUCAUCGAUUUCUCCCACGGCCUGGCCCUGUACGAGCGCUGCCCCAAGGCCGUGGAGCCGCUGUGGGUGGAGGGAGCCGGGCACAACGACAUCGAACUGUACAGCCAGUAUCUAGAACGCCUGCGUCGUUUCAUCGGACAGGAACUGGCCACACAACACCCCUAAGCUCUCUUCCGUCUCCGUUUUUCCUCUCUUCAACUUGCCAUCCCACCAUCCCCCAGUAUGAACGAGAGCGAGAUGGAUGUUCGUAACUUAUUGAAGGCUGCCAUUUUGUAUGGACGACUUAUUAUCGGAGCAACUUGACACAAAUGAGCUGCUUGGAUUGGUUAUAUUAAAUGUUUUCUUUUCUUCACCUUCAUUUUUCAUCUCCAUGUACUUGAGAGCAUGAGUGGAAACUCUGGGGGAUGGAAGCAGAACUUCUCUGGGGCAAGGACGGAUCCUUCUCUGCCUGUUGAAGUAGUUCUCUGCACUCUAACCAGUGCAAGGGAAAAGCCUGAUGCAGUUUUUUGCCUUCGACCUGAGGAUUCAUUUGUACAGUGGUUCUCCAGCUUGCUCCCAUGAUGAAUCAGCCGAGAGAUCUUCACUUCCCAAUUCUCAUCAGACGACCUAAAAUAGCUCAAUCCCAGCUCCAGCGUGCCUGGCAGUAUUCCAAAGCCUGGGUGGAAAGCGUUGACCCUGCCGGAGGGUUCAGAAUAAACAGGAUAUUUGGUGGUGGAUGAUUUUAAGUGUCCUAUACCGGUGCAAAAAAGCCCAUCUUAGCAUGGUGUCACCUCAACCUCCCCCCUCUUUUUUAAUUCAUAAAUGGAACCAUUUGGCCUACUCGGGAUGGCUCUUGUGUCCAGGUGCGUGGGGUUUUCUCUCUCAUAACCCUUUGGGAUGCUGACCUCUAUGUACAAAUGUGUUGCCCUCUGAUGAGUUUCCUUUUUUGUAAAAGAUGAACCGGCCUUUGGUAAAGUGACCUGGUCUACUCUGCUCCAGGCAAGGAAAGCUAGAAUCCUGGGACUUGGCCUUUGUCCCCAGCAGAUCAGUCCAUUUCUCUUGCUUUCUCCUCCCAUUCAUAGUAGUAUAUGAGGGUGUCCAUAACACCCUGAGGUGGAAGAGACCGGGAAGGUUGCCCAGUCAUCAUAUUUCAAUGAAACCGCUGUGAAACACAGUACACUUGCUGCUCUCUGAGUAAAGCUAAUUCACGACCAGAUCCAUACCUCAUGGUUAUGAACUGUCGGGCUAGUAGAAAGACUGAGGUCGGGGACUUUCCUAAAUCCUGAAAUUUGGCAUAGUGUUUUCACACGUCUACAAGACAGGAUCAGGCAGUUGAACCUGUAAAAAAACAAUAUCGUCAUUAUUUACUCAUGUCAAUCCAAACUUGUCUUAGUUCCCUUUACAGCAGGACACAAAGGGAGGAUUUUGUUAUAAUAUCCUGGUCAUUCUUUUCUAUUUAAUAAAGGUGGGAAUUGACGGUGUGUGGCUGGCAAGCGAACAUAUUGUAACCGUUAUAAAAUGUCUAAUUUUGCCACGGAGAGCUAGGCUGGAUGUUAAGAUGUCAUCAUUUAAAUGUUGGUCUUUUUCUUAUCUUUUUGCUGUUUUUAUAUGGCUCUUCUUGUAAUUUUGGAGUUAUACAGCCCCAGUCCUUAUACACUGAAUUAUGGAAGAAAGUAUUCAAAUCCUUCUAAUGUUCCAGGUUAAGAUCGACAUGAGACACAGUUGUUAUUUUUGGGUGAACUGUCUUGCGGAUUAACAGUGUGAAAGCAAGUAACGCACAAACAUGGAUAGUAAUCGGUCUCCCAUGCGGCAAUGACAUACAACUCGUAGCCAGUUUUUCCUGUUUGUGGUUUGACGUGAAUGAUCUCCUUGUAAUAGAACUGUUACGUUCUCUCAUACAGUUUGCAUUCAAGCUGUUAUCUCAAAUACAUCUGUUGUUGUUGGGUUUUUGUGUUGUUUAAACAAAUGCUUAAAAAAUGGGAGUUAUAGAUCAGAUCAUGUAAUGCAAAGUAUAUAAUUUAAAGAUUUUUUUAGGAUUAUGAAAAAAGAUAUUUCUCUUUCCUUGUCAAAUUACUGGCUUAGUGGCACAUGUUAUUUUUCUAAAGGCUAUAAGCGGGAUUACUAGUGAUUGUAAAUGACAUGUGGUCAUUUUAAACCUUUUUAUGUGAUAUGGCUUUACUCUUCCUUCUUCCCCUUAAGCGCUGUCAUCUCGAGUCAAGCUUCUCAUCUUCAAAGCAUUUUCCUUCGAUAUGAUGAUGCAGCUAUGACUCUUAAAGUUAUCAGGUUUUAAGAUGUAUUGAAAAUCAAGACUAUUAAAGGCAACCGGUUGAAAUCCCAGAAACACUAGCGCUGACAUCAUUCAGUGAUAUCUUAUAGCUUUUCAACUGUGAAUUAAAAAGAGAGCUGCUACAGAUCAGAUGAAUGGUCUCAAUUCAAUUAAAGGGCCAUACCAAGUAAACCUUUGUUGAAUUUGAUGCAAAAAAAAACACCAAGCCCGUUUAUUAAGAUAAGACACCACUUGACAUAACUUUUUUGCACUGUGGGUUCAUAACUAUUCUGAAUGCCGCAUCAUUUAUUUUGCCUCAUUUACAGUCUACAUUGUCAGGGUGUUUUUUGCUGGAUUAGUUCAACCCUUUUUUUCCAAGUAACCCACAAAACCUGUUCUUAUGUUUUCCAUUACACCCUGUCAUGGGCUCUAUUCUGUUUAAACUUUAUUCCACUGCUACACAAAGCACAGUGAUCAUUUUGUAUUCAAACAAAACACUCCGUUGGUUAGUAAGUAAUAACCAAAGCCUGUUUCCAAAAUGUACUAGGUUAUAAAAUCUGUUGUUUUAACACAAAGGGGCUUGUUCAUUCUCCAUUCUGACCAAAGAUGACAGGUGAUGGCAGCCCACUGCCAUUUGUCACCACCACUGGGAUGUGGACUACAGAAGGAGUGCCCACACUUGGGCUAUUCAGACAGAGCCAGGUCUCACACAAUACCGGCUGCUGUUGAAGCCAUCGAUGGGAUGUUUUGUCCAUCGAGUGGACUGUUGGCGUGUGCUUACCUCCAGUAACGCAGAAGUGUUUGGAGACCUGAAGCAAUACUGACUGAAUCAGAGGAUUAGAUAUAUGGAUGCUCUGUGCAUAUAGACAACCCAGGGGGGGCACAUUGGUUUGAGGUGGGGCUAUCACCCAGAAGCUCCAUCCAAACACAUUCAGAUACAAACUUUACUAAGAUUUUCUUGUCUAAAGGAUAUAAGUUAUAGAACUGUCUUUUAAAACUUUAAGAUGUAUGUACUGUAUAACAUUGUUUGAAAAUCUGAGAACCUGUUUUUUAUCUUAAUUGGUCAGGAGACAGAGUCAUGGGUGUGUUCUAUCUUAUAAGGCAUUAGUCUAAUGUUGUUGUUUUUAGUUUUAAAGAUGUAUUUCCUUUUCCAGAAUUAUUGAAAGUAUGAGAUCUUAGAAAAUAAAAAGAUGAAUUGGUAA